UUGCGAAACCACCUCGUUCGUGUGUGGUUAACUUGAUUUUCUAUUUAAUAGGCUUCUUCCUCUUCUCUUGAUAUAAAAAAUCUAGUUAGUAUUACCGAGUCAACUCAGUCCUUCUUCCAUUCAUUGAAUAGCUCCCUUUCCCGCCAUCAAAAAUCACAUUCGGUUGUGGCCGUUGAACCCCUACCUUUCGCCAUUAAUUCCUUCAUCGAGAAACCAAAGCUCGUGAUCAUCAUUGAGCUGAACACAGAAAUCCAGUAAUAACAAGUAACAAUUACGUUAUAUGAUUGAGAUUCAUGGCAGCAGAGCUCGAGAUUUCGCUUUUAUUUACAGCACUCAUGCUGCUCAACUCCGCGGCGGCGACGGCUGUGGCUCAGCCCCUUCCGCGGCCGGUGGAGCGGCGGGCAUUGCUAGAUCUCCGCUCCUCUCUCGGAAUCUCAGCGAAGAGCUGGCACAAGAAGGCGAAUCCAUGCCUCAAUUGGACAGGAAUCGAGUGCCGAAACGGUCACGUAGUCGCGAUUAAAUUAUCAGGUUUGAGGAGAAGUAAUGAUGGGAAAGUAAAUCCACGGUUUGCUGUUGAUUCGUUGCAGAAUUUUCCUUUCUUAUCGACGUUCAAUUCAUCUAGGUUUUUUCUAGCUGUGCCGAUUCCGGUCUGGUUAGGCACAAACCUGAGCAAUCUCCGAGUUCUCGAUCUUAGCUCAAGCUCGAUUUCUGGCUCAAUCCCGUUGUCUCUCGGGAGUUUGAGCAGCCUUAGAUGGUUGAAUUUGUCCAACAAUUCAAUCACCGGCAGCAUUCCGAUUGCAUUGGAGAAGCUGCAGUCAUUGACAGUUCUUGAUCUCUCACAGAAUUCAUUAACAGGGCAGAUUCCCAAAGAUAUUUCAUCUCUUCGGAAUCUCACCAUUCUUGACCUAUCGUUGAAUUAUUUAUCCGGUGCGAUUCCACUUGACCUCGAUUUGCUUUCAAAGCUUAAGCAGCUGAAUUUGAGCAGGAACAGCCUACGCUCAUCGAUUCCCUCUCACCUUGCAAAUCUGUCGGAGAUGGAGGAGCUUGAUCUCGGAUUCAAUUCACUAAGCGGGGAGCUGCCACAGGAACUGGGAGAGCUGAGGAGCUUGAAGUAUCUAGAUGUUUCUAGAAACAAUCUCACCGGCGCCUUCCCAAACUGGGCAGCUUCCUUCAAUGCCGCCACUGCUGCAGUCUUCAACUUCUCUGGCAAUCUCUUCUAUGGAAAUGUAAGCUCGGGGUUUGGAGAUGCUCUUGUUGAUCUAUCAAGCAACUACUUUGGAGGGGAAGCGCCUCCUAGUGAGAGGCGCUUCCGCCUCUCGAAUAAUUGCUUUUUGAGCAGGGAAAGGCAGAGGGAGUUUGAGAAAUGCUCAGAGUUUUACAAGGAUGUAGGUAUACCCUAUGGAAGUAAUGGUGGAAUGCCACCACCACCUCCAUUGGUUGAACCAAUGAAGAGGAGGAGAAGUAAGCUGGUUUAUGUCAUGAUUGGGAUUUUUGGUGGGAUUGGUUUAGUCUUCAUAUCUGUGACAGCAUUGCUGCUGCUUCUGAGAUCACGAAGAACCCGGAUUGGAGAUGUUGAGCAGCCUCACAAGUUCGUUGCUGACUCUUCUGGUUUGGGAAAGGCGUUCACUUAUGAGGAGCUGCUCGUGGCAACGGGCAGUUUCAGCAGUGAGAACUUGAUAAAGGAGGGGCACUCGGGGAGCCUGUUUCGUGCAAGGCUGGAUGGAGGAGAGCUUGUGGUUGUGAAGAAAGUGGAUCUACAUUUGAUCAGACAAGAGUUGUCUGUGGCGGAGAUGGAACUUUUUGUGAAGGCGGCGCACCAUAGGCUCGUGCCUCUGGCAGGCCACUGCUUGGAUUAUGAGAAUGUGAAGUUUCUGGUGUACAAAUACAUGCCAAAUGGGGAUUUGUCAAAUGCUUUGUAUAGGUUGGCGAACUCGGAAGAAGAAGGGCUGCAGUCGUUGGAUUGGAUCACGAGGCUGAAGAUCGCGAUAGGAGCUGCAGAGGCCUUGGCAUACUUGCACAAUGAGUGCAGUCCUCCUCUUGUUCACAGAGAUGUUCAAGCUAGUAGCAUCCUUCUUGACGACAAGUAUGAGGUUCGUCUUGGGAGUUUCAGUGAAGCUUGCACUUCUGCUGGACAAGGAUCAUGCUCUAAUACAUGUGCCUACGAUGUUUAUUGUUUGGGAAAAGUGUUGCUUGAGCUUGUGACUGGGAAUCUUGGGAUCAGCAAAAUGAGUGAUGCUGAUGCACAACAAUGGCUGGACAGAAACUUACCAUUCAUCAGUAUCUAUGACAAAGAAAUGGUGAAUAAGAUUAUGGACCCAUCUCUCAUAGUAGACGAGGAUCUGUUAGAGGAGGUGUGGGCCGUUGCGGUGGUGGCUAAGUCGUGCCUGAACCCGAAGGCCUCACGUCGCCCUUCAAUGAGGCAUGUGGUGAGGGCGCUAGAGAAUCCGUUCAAGGUGGUGAGGGACGAGAAUUUCAGCUCCGGAAGGCGCUUGUCUAGGCAGUCAUGGACAGCUGUGUUGUUUGGGAGCUGGAAUCAUAGCUCCUCGGACAGCUCCAAUGUGUCGAGCCAAACAAGCAAGGAGGGGCUGAGGUGGGCCAAGGGAGCCGGGUCUCGGGGUAGUGGGACGAACCAACAUUCGUCUUCGCAUAAAAGAUCGUCGAGCGAGGUCUUCCCACAGCCACUGGAGAUGGAAGAUGUGGAGAGUGGCAACUGAGGUUGUGUUAUGUUUGUAUAUUCAGUGUGAGUUGAUGUCAUAAUUUUUGCUCAUUUAAUUUGUACAGGAACUUGCAUAUGUGAUUUAUUAGUCUCGAACCAAUUUUGAUCUGAGAAAAUUUUUAAUUAUAAAAUAAUUCGUUGCGAUUUAAA
Molecule: messenger RNA, 2866 nt
Organism: Salvia splendens (bonfire salvia)
Lineage: Eukaryota; Viridiplantae; Streptophyta; Magnoliopsida; Lamiales; Lamiaceae
Product: probable LRR receptor-like serine/threonine-protein kinase At2g16250
Exons: 4
Coding region: 294-2714 (806 amino acids)
Biological process (GO): protein phosphorylation
Molecular function (GO): ATP binding; protein binding; protein kinase activity
Source: RefSeq, a predicted model, not a curated record